Molecule: messenger RNA, 1808 nt
Organism: Medicago truncatula (barrel medic)
Lineage: Eukaryota; Viridiplantae; Streptophyta; Magnoliopsida; Fabales; Fabaceae
Product: SUN domain-containing protein 1
Exons: 2
Coding region: 155-1543 (462 amino acids)
Cellular component (GO): nuclear envelope
Molecular function (GO): protein-membrane adaptor activity
Source: RefSeq, a predicted model, not a curated record
ACCCAACACAAAUAUUUCAAAUUCUUCUUCUUCUUCAGAUCUAAACAUAACAACACUGAAAAAUAAAAUAAAAUAAAUAAACACUCUCUUUCCAAUUUUUCAUUCUUUCUCUAAUUUGAAUUUUUUGAAUUGAAACCCGUUAUCGUCGAUUCCGAUGUCGGCAUCCACCGUGUCAAUCACGGCGGCGAACCCGGGCACUCGUCGGAGACCAGUCAUCUCCACCGACAAGAAAACCGCUAGUAAUCUCGAACUCCUCGCAAACGACGUCGCCGCUUCUCCAAACACCGCCGGCGACGGCAAGAACCCUUCCACCGCUGGCAACGGUCGUGACUUGAGUCAUCACUCGAUCCGAAGCGAUGCUAUUCUUUCGAAAGAUUUGGCACCGGCAACAAAGAGGGUUGCUGGUGGGGAUUCUACGCGGAGGGUGAGGAAGAAUGGUGGGAAGUCUGAGAAGCAGAAAUGGGUUACUGUGGCGAGGAUUUUUGCGAAGAAUUUUGGGUUAUUGGUGAUGGUUGUUGGGUUGGUUCAGUUGAUUAGAUGGUUUGCGGUGAAAUCAGGGGACGGUGUUGUUGUUGGAGGAGGGUUUGGUGGGUUUUCGGAGUAUGAGGACAGGAUUUCCGAGAUGGAGGGUUUGUUGAAGAAGACGGCGAAGAUGAUGCAGGUGCAGGUUGAUGUUGUGGAUAAGAAGAUUGGGAAUGAGGUUGGGGGGUUAAAGAAAGAAAUGGAUGCGAAAAUUGAGCAAAAAGGCGCGUUCUUGGAGAAUGAGAUAAAGAAAUUGGCGAAUAAGGGGGAUAAAUUGGAGAGGUAUUUGGAGGAAUUGAAGGUGGAGGAUUUGUUAACGAAGGAGGAGUUUGAGAAAUUUGUCGAGGGUUUGAAGAAUGUGAAGGGGAAUGGGUAUGAGGGCGGUGGUUUGGAUGAGAUAAGGGAGUUUGCUAGAGGGGUGGUUGAGAGCGAAAUUGAGAAGCAUGCUGCUGAUGGGCUUGGGAGGGUGGAUUAUGCUCUUGCAAACGGUGGAGCCUGGGUUGUGAGACAUUCAGAGGCUUAUGAUGUGCAGAGGGGGAAUUGGUUCUUGUUGAAUGCUAGAAAUGGUGUUCAUCACAAUGCUGAUAAGAUGUUGAAACCAAGUUUUGGGGAGCCUGGACAGUGUUUUCCGUUGAAGGGUAGUAGCGGGUUUGUUCAAAUUAGGUUGCGCGCUGAAAUCGUUCCUGAGGCUGUUACCUUGGAACAUGUAGCAAAGAGUGUUGCAUAUGAUCGAUCUAGCGCUCCCAAGGACUGUAGGAUCUCCGGUUGGCUGCAGGGGAGCAAUCCUAAUUCUGUAAUUGAUACUGAGAAGAUGUUUCUCCUGACAGAGUUUACAUAUGACCUUGAGAAGAGCAAUGCUCAAACUUUCAACGUGUUGAAUUCAGCAGGUUAUGGUGUUAUCGACACAAUAAGGUUCGAUUUUACAUCAAAUCACGGAAGUCCUUCACACACCUGUAUAUAUCGCUUGAGAGUUCACGGUUACGAAUCUGACUCGGUUUCUGUGAUGGCCAUCGACUCAUAGUGUAUCAUUUGUUUGCUUGAAAUUUAUCCAUGUGUGUAAUUGUUCAGUAUUAUUUGUUUAGAUGUAGGUAGGAGUUUGUGGACUAAAUACUAGAUGCAGUCAGUAAUGAUCUUUGUUGGUGUAUUUAACUUCUUAUUGCUGUUUCAAAUGGGUUAUGUAUUUAGUGUAUGAGUUCCGAAUUAGGAAGAUGAUAGAUUUCACAUUUUUGGGCAACACGAAGUUUUACCAAUUUCUAUUCUCUUUAUUGAUUGAUUUUUAAGAUUAA